UGGCCGAUUCAAGCGAUCCUGAUCACGCAGUAUUUGUUGAGCAUUGAAAGAAAUGGGUGCGCUAAGUCGUAACUCGUCGUCGUAACUAAACUAAAUUAAAGCAAACGCAAGCGCUAACGCAAUCGCAAUCGCAACAUCAUCGCCUCCCAAACGUCUCGACGCUCUUUCCCAUUUUCCUUUUCAAUUCACUGUUAAUAAUUGUAAUUUUUUGGGGAAAUCAAUUGGAUUUUAAAAUAACAAAAAAAACUUAACAAAAAUGGAAUCGUGUGUUUUAAUACCAAAAGAGUUCGGACUGGCGAAGACAUUAUUAUCCGCGAAAAACGAGUGUCUCCUAACCGUGUGUGCAACGACCAACAUCAAAAAGGGAUCACUCUUCUAUCCCUUCCAGGGCACUAUUCGUACCGAUAAAAUUGAAAACCUCAAGCAUCCCGGCGAAAAUGAUUUGAGAUACCGUUAUGGGCUCUAUCACGAGGUUUCACAAAACUAUGGAACCCGUGUGCAUCAUUGUAAUUGGAUUCGAUUCCUCAGGACCGCUGGCUCGUUCUCCUCUGAUGUGAAUCUGAUCUGUACGAUGGUCAAGGGUGAUCCAUUGUAUGAAGUUAUCAAACCAAUUAAAAUCUACCAAGAAUUAGUUGCAUAUUAUCUACCCGAACGUCCCGAAGAGAGUAUAUUUAUGAAUCUGCGUUCAACGCUCUACAGACAGGCCAUGGACUCGAUUCUUCAAGAUACUCCAUUGGACUUGUCUUUAACACUGAUGUAUAAAAUACCAAAUUUACCACUUUCUCCGCCUUCAAGUGAGGAUGAGCAAAAGUCCAUGUUGAGUGAUUCUUCUGGUUCUUUAUGUUCACUUAAUGAAAGCACAAACGAUAAUUCGACGACUUCAUCAACAUCGUUAGAUGAAUUGAAGAAGACCAUAUACGAAGAUGUUGAAGUUAUCGCCCAUAAAACAAACAUUACCCAUAAAAACUAUCAAUAUUCGCCGACAAAAAAGCGCAUCGGACGAAGUGAAAGAUCGUUGCUACCCUGUGAAGUUUGCCGCAAAGCCUUCGAUAGGCCAAGUCUUCUUAAGAGGCACAUGAGAACACAUACGGGUGAAAAGCCACAUAUUUGUUUGGUUUGUGGCAAGGGAUUCAGUACUUCCAGUUCUUUAAAUACUCAUAGGCGAAUUCAUUCGGGGGAAAAGCCGCACGAGUGCCAAGUGUGUGGAAAACGGUUUACAGCUAGCAGUAAUCUUUAUUAUCAUAGAAUGACUCACAUUAAGGAAAAACCCCACAAAUGCAAUUUAUGCGCAAAAUCCUUCCCUACUCCUGGAGAUUUGAAAUCCCAUAAGUACGUUCAUAGUGGCUCAUGGCCCUUCAAGUGUUCCAUUUGCUUCCGCGGGUUUUCAAAGCAAACAAAUUUAAAGAAUCAUUUGUUUCUGCAUAGCGGAGAUAAACCACACGGCUGCGAAUUGUGUAAAAAGAGAUUUGCAUUGGCCUGCAAUUUGAGGGCGCAUAUGAAGACACACGAUGGUACUUCCCAAGAUGAAUGUAUUCGAUGUGGAAAGGCGUUUGUUGCCACAGGCAGCGAAUCGCAGCAGAGGAAAAGGUGUAGCAAAUGCUUGGAUCUGAGUGAAUCUACAGAUGAUGGAGAGAAAUCUGGUUUUCAAUCAGAUCAAAGUAUUUCGACUGAAGAAGAAGAGGAAUACGAGUCUUCAAAUGGUGCAACAGAAUUUAGUGACAAAUAAAUAAAUGAACAAUUAUGUUAUGUGUGUGAAUGAAUGUAUGUGUACUUAAGAUUACGAGGCCAUUCUUUAAGGAUCACUUUAUAGAGGGAGCGACGCUAAGGAUGAAGACAACAAUGACUGAUGCUAAUAUAAUAAAUUAUUCCCAAUUAGUAUCAGUAGUUUUAGAAUAUGACCAAAAAUUUUAAAUUUUUAUAUCAAUCUAUCGAUUUGUGUGAUUUUAAAUAACAAACAACGCUUACAAACACAAUAAAUCAACACGGAUUUAAUUUAUUAACAUUACAAAACUCCACAACAAUUAUAUUUAUACGAAUGUAAUUUUAUCUGAGAGCAGAUGA
Messenger RNA from Drosophila albomicans, 2061 nucleotides. Its product is annotated as zinc finger protein OZF-like. The coding region runs from base 257 to 1726 and encodes 489 amino acids. The record is from RefSeq and is a predicted model, not a curated record. Gene Ontology annotation, cellular component: nucleus. NCBI's taxonomy places the organism in Eukaryota, Metazoa, Arthropoda, Insecta, Diptera, Drosophilidae. The transcript has 8 exons.